UUGGCUGACCAACACCCUCUCUCUCUCUCUCUCUCUCUCUCUCUAUCAGAACACAAAACUCUACAAUGUUGUUGCAUAAACACAACUGACCAACCAUGGCUACAGUGUCUAUGUCCCUGGUCUUUCAAAACCCACUUAUUUCACCAUACCAUUCUAAAACUAGGCCACUUCCUCGCAACCAAUCUAAUUGCUUUCAAGCUCCAACCAGUACCAGAACCAAACCCACUUCUUCUUUUUCAAGCAUCCGAGCUCAAUCUGGUACGGCUGCUCGCAAGGAGGAUAUUGUCAUAGUUGGCGCUGGAAUUGCUGGUCUUGCCACUGCACUCUCUCUUCACAGGCUUGGAGUUGGGUCCUUAGUGCUUGAGCAAGCAGAAUCACUUCGUACUGGUGGAACUUCACUCACCCUUUUCAAAAAUGGGUGGCGAGUUUUGGAUGCAAUUGGAGUUGGAAAUGAUCUCAGAACCCAAUUUCUUGAAAUUCAAGGGAUGGUGGUAAAGACAGAAGAUGGAAGGGAGCUACGCUCCUUCAAGUUCAAAGAUGAAGAUGAAAGCCAAGAGGUGCGUCCUGUGGAGAGGGGAAUACUGCUGGAGACUCUUGCCAAUCAACUGCCAGAGGGCGCAGUUCGGUUCUCUUCAAAGCUGGCGAAGAUUCAAAAAACUGAAAAUGGAGAAACUUUGUUGGACCUAGUAGAUGGUACUCAGCUAUCUGCAAAGAUUGUAAUCGGAUGUGAUGGGAUUCGGUCUCCUAUAGCUAAGUGGCUGGGUUUUCCUGAGCCCAAGUAUGUUGGUCAUUGUGCUUUUCGUGGCCUUGCAAAUUACCCUGUUGGGCAGCCAUUUGAACCAAAUCUGAAUCAAAUCUAUGGAAGGGGCCAACGUGCAGGAUUUCUUCCUGUUUCUCCAACAAAAGUCUACUGGUUUGUCUGCUUCAACAGACAAUCUCCAGGUCCAAAAAUUACUGAUCCGUCUGUGUUAAAGAAGCAAGCUACAGAACUAGUCAGAGACUGGCCUUCAGACCUAGUGAACAUCAUAGACAAUACCCCGGAUGACUUGAUCAUUCGAACACCACUCGUAGACCGGUGGCUGUGGCCAAACAUCAGCCCUCCAGUUUAAGCAGGAAGGU
This is a messenger RNA of Prunus mume (Japanese apricot), 1119 nucleotides long. It is a transcript of the gene CTF2A, whose product is annotated as FAD/NAD(P)-binding oxidoreductase family protein. Lineage: Eukaryota; Viridiplantae; Streptophyta; Magnoliopsida; Rosales; Rosaceae. Gene Ontology annotation, molecular function: FAD binding. The record is from RefSeq and is a predicted model, not a curated record.